This is a messenger RNA of Oryzias melastigma (Indian medaka), 2557 nucleotides long. Its product is annotated as tripartite motif-containing protein 16. The record is from RefSeq and is a predicted model, not a curated record. The transcript has a single exon. NCBI's taxonomy places the organism in Eukaryota, Metazoa, Chordata, Actinopteri, Beloniformes, Adrianichthyidae. Gene Ontology annotation, molecular function: protein binding; zinc ion binding. Bases 30 to 2081 code for a protein of 683 amino acids.
UGCUGGAAGUCACCUCGACAGGAAAGAAGAUGGCACACGGCAUUCAGAUUGACAGAGAGAGAUUCUCCUGCCCCCUCUGUCUGUCCCUGUUCAUUGAACCGGUGAGCCUUCCUUGUGGUCACUGCUACUGCAUGCACUGUGCUAACAAACAUCUGGAUCAUGAAGAGGAUUCUGGGAUUUACAGUUGCCCUGAGUGCCGUCAAGAAUUUGUCUCCAGGCCACUUCUGGUUAGAAAUAACGUACUAGCAUUUGUAGUGGAUGAGCUGAGGAAGGCUGUGGGCCUAGAUGAAGAUACUUUUGACAUCCCUGAGGAACGAUGCAGAAGCCCUCCAACGCCAUGUGUGGAUUCUGCCAGACCUGGAGAUGUCGCCUGUGACGUGUGCUAUGACUUCAAAAGCAAAGCUGUGAAAUCCUGCCUGCAGUGCAUGGCUUCAUAUUGUGAGGAUCACCUGCAACCUCAUUUUGACGUAGCCCCCCUGAGGAAGCACAAGUUGGUGGCACCGACUACUGAGCUAGAGAACAGCAUUUGCUCUAAGCAUUAUGAAGUGAUGAAGCUGUUCUGUCGUACCGAUCAAAGCUGCAUCUGUUAUCUGUGCUCUAAGGACGAGCACAAAGGCCACGAGAAGGUCUCUGCUGCAGCUGAAAGGAAUGAAAAGCAGAAAGACCUUCAGGGAGCUCGAAAAAGAAUCUAUUCUAAGAUCAAGACAAAAGAGAAGGAUAUGGAGGCUUUUCAACAGGAAGAGGACUCUAUAAAUGACUCAGUUGAAAACGCAAUGGCUCACACAGAGAAGGUGUUCGCAGACCUCUGUAAAAUCAUUGAGAAAAAUCUCUCCGUCAUUAAGGAGAAAGCAACAUCUCGACAGAAGGCAGAAGUAAGUCGAUUUAAGAAGCUCAGAGAGAGUGUCCAUCAGGAAAUCUCUGAGUUGAGGGAAAAAGAUCGAAAGCUCGAAAACCUGUCACGAACAGACGACGACAUAGGUUUUCUGCUCAAUUACUCUUUACUGUCUCAACACGAAGACCAGCCUAGUGUCAGGAUCCGUCAUUCCCGACACUUUGAGAAAGUCCCUGCAAUUGUCUCAGAGGCCAAGUAUAAAAUACUAGAUGUUCUUGAUAAAGAAUGUGCAAAGAUCAUACUGAUGAUGUCUGGAACCACUGCUAAACCAGCAGCUUCUCAAGCAAAUCAAGAAACCAGAGAUGUCCCAGACUCCAGAGAAAGUGUUGUCCAAACCCCAGAUCAGAUUUUGGAGAACAACAAGGACGACCCAAUGUCAACACUGGCCGCCUUAAUUAGUUCUGAUGACCACAUGUCAACUGGCUCUGACCAGAGACAAAGAAACACAUCAAGGUCAGACAUCUUUUCAGCCUUGCCAUCUGUUCCCGCUUCAUACCCAACUGAUGUUGUGAAGACCAAACCUGGUGUCAUGGCACCCGGAGGUCGGCCAUCAAAGACCAAUCCUGAUGUAGUCAAACACAAUCUCUACGACAUACUGGGCAGAGUUAACACCACAAAGAAAAGAUCAAACCUUACAAAAGGCAGAGCUAACUUCUUACAGUUUGCGUGCCCAAUCACAAUGGAUCCAAGCACUGCAAACCCUCACCUCGUGCUGUCGAAGGAAAACAGGAAAGUGGUUUACACAUCAGAAGAGCUUACCUACUCUGUUGUUCCACAAAGGUUUGCCUAUUCCUGGCAGGUCUUGAGUCAAGAAAGUCUUACCGGUCGCUGCUACCUGGAGGUGGAGCGGAGCGGCAGGGGUGUCCUGGUGGCAGUUGCAUACAAAGAUAUCAGCAGAGCUGGGACAUUUCGCCAAUGCAUGUUCGGUGACAACGAAAAGUCUUGGGCUUUGGAUUGUUUCAAGAACAGUUACGAAUUCCGUCAUAACGGAAUUAAAACCUCAAUCCCAGGAACCUGGUCGUCCAGAGUAGGAGUGUACGUGGAUCAUGAUGCAGGAGUUCUGUCCUUCUUCAGCGUCUCGGACACCAUGACCCUCCUCCACAGAGUCCAGACCACGUUCACUCAGCCACUGUAUGCUGGGCUGUGGCUUUCCGAUGGAGCAGCUGCUGAAGUAUGCAAGCUUGUGUAACCGUUUAUUCAAGCUGUUUAUGUUCUGAUAACUCUGCAUCUAUUCCUACUCUGUUUCCAUCAAUUAUCCAUACCUGUCUAUAUAUAAUAAAUAAGAGAUAAGAGUUUAAUAAUUGCCAUGUGGAAACAUUUACUACAAUUUAAUAUCCAUGAUUAAUGAAGUGUUUUUUUUAUCCUUUUCUGUCUGUAUUUGCUUAUGUUUUUUGAGAAAGUUUUACAUGUAUAAUUAGGGCUAUAAACUAAAAGAUAAUCCAUCCCACUACCUUAACCCUUAUAUGUACAAAUCUUAAUGUUGGAUGUUUUUAAGGUUUUUGGACAAGUAUCUCACUAUCAUUCAAAAAUAUUUUGUGUCUUUUAAAGGAUGGAAAAUAAAAAGAUUGUAUUGGUAUACCUUUUUUCUUCUUAACUUUAGCUAAUUUUGUCUGUGUAGUCUCAAUGAUCAGAAGUGAAUCAGUUCAAGGGGUUUACAUUGUUGAA